Molecule: messenger RNA, 831 nt
Organism: Macrosiphum euphorbiae (potato aphid)
Lineage: Eukaryota; Metazoa; Arthropoda; Insecta; Hemiptera; Aphididae
Source: the annotation of a GenBank genome assembly
AUGGCAACUGGCGAGUCAUUCCGUUCGUUGUCAUUUGGCUUCCGUAUUAGUCAUAGCUACAUUAGUCUAAUAAUAAAGGAAACAUUAUCUGUUUUAAGAACUAAAUUAGUCCCCAUAUUUUUGCCGGACGCUAAUACAAUUGAUUUUAAAGUGAAAGCGGCCGAAUUCAGUUAUAAAUGGAAUUAUCCGAAUUGUAUUUUGGCUAUUGAUGGUAAACAUGUCUGGAUACGCAGUCCAAUUAACUCGGGAUCUCUUUUCCAUAAUUACAAGGAUUAUUUUUCGACAGUAUUGCUCGCUAUGGUCGACGCAAAUUACAAAUUUAUCGUUGUUGAUAUAGGAUCGUAUGGCAAAGAGGGUGACAGCGGGAUUUUUUUUAAAUCCGAAUUGGGAAAACAAAUUCUUGGAGGAAUAUUUAGAUUUCCCGAAGAUAGUGCUCUUCCUGGGUCCAAUAUCAUUGUACCUCAUGCAAGCAGAGAAGACGAUUCUAAAAAAAAAUUUAAUUAUAGACUAAGCCGUGAUAGGCGAGUCACAGAAAAUGCUUUCGGUUUGCUCAGUCAAAUAUUUAGAGUUUUUUACCAGCCUAUGAAUAUAAAUAUAACGACAUGUGAUGAUUUAAUUUUGGUUGCAUGUUGUUUGCAUAAUAUGUUGAGGGAUGCUUACAUGGAAAACAAUAAACGACCAUUUUAUGAGCUAGAUUCUGAACAAACAGAACCCACCAAUAAUAUGCUGUCAAUGACAAGAGGAGGCGGAUUCUACAAUAUUGAGGGAUUUGAAGUAAGAGACCGUUUUAAACAUUUUUUCAAUAAUGAAGGGUCCGUAUCCUGGCAAUAA